Molecule: messenger RNA, 565 nt
Organism: Mesorhabditis spiculigera
Lineage: Eukaryota; Metazoa; Nematoda; Chromadorea; Rhabditida; Rhabditidae
Source: the annotation of a GenBank genome assembly
AGAACUGCGGCUACGAAUCGACCGCUCGUACGAUGAGAUGCGCCGGCUUAUCCUGCUGGCCGCCGUCUUUUUCCUGAUUGGGAUCCUAGUGCUGAUGGCGCGGCUUCAAGUAGCUGCCGAGGACAUUUUCCGCUGGGCUCCGGUGAUUUGGUUGUUGGGCGUCGUCGUUGCAGAUGGAUUCCUCACAAUUCUCCUCGCUAUUCGCCAACAUUCCCAACUCGUUCCCUGCCUGGCACCACCGCCACACCAUGGCUGCUGCCGGGACCCGGGCAGGCGGUUGGCACGGGAUGCGAUGGGCAGCAAGGAAAGCCUCCCGACGUACGCCGAUCUUUUACGGACGGCCGCUUCGGUAGAAAGUCUGCCACCCAGUUAUGAAGCGGCAACGCUGGCGGGUAGCCGGCCACUGAUGCAGCAGAGAUGCCCAGUGCAUGGACGGCGCCGAGGAUCUGCAUUGGGACUUCCGCUACAAACACCAAGGACGGAAACGAUGGUAAACGAGAUAUACUCGGAAAACGAGUACGCACAAAACACCACGGGUUCGCUGCCCAGCUUCUCGGCAGCUCUC